Trypanosoma theileri is the source of this 480-nucleotide messenger RNA. RefSeq names its product LYR motif containing protein 1. Gene Ontology annotation, cellular component: mitochondrion. Bases 1 to 480 code for a protein of 159 amino acids. Lineage: Eukaryota; Euglenozoa; Kinetoplastea; Trypanosomatida; Trypanosomatidae. The transcript has a single exon. The record is from RefSeq and is a predicted model, not a curated record.
AUGGUAAUUUCUUCGGGAGCCAAGGAGACUUUUCUCCGGCACAACCCUUACCGAGGUGAAGUUAUUUCAUGGUAUCGAAGAUUUCUAAAAGUAGCGUUUUCUGUACCUUGGGAGACGGACGACGAUGCCUUGUACGUUUUAGAAGAGACAAGACGUCUUUUCCGAGAAAAUAAAAACAUCACUGACGUGAGUGUUAUUCAACGAAAAUUACGUGAAGCAGAAAUGCGGUAUGAGAUUGGUGUUCACUACCGCAUUCCAUACCCUCGUCCGUACCACAAAAUGCAAGGAGCAUUGCAGGAGAGUGGUGUGGCGUAUGCGGCGGAGCUUGACUCUAUGUAUGAUCACCCUAUUAGCCCACGAACUGGACGGAUAAUGGAAGGUAGUGCAAACCACGGUACAAUGGGUGGGGUUGAAUAUUCAAUGCAUUUGCUAGAUGAUGGAAUCAAUACUGAAGAAGAGAAACUUCCAAAAACAUUAUGA